AGCGUCCACAGGGUGGUCCGCAUUUGGAGCGAGCGCGCGCAUUCAAGAAGUGGCCCGUGUGCGGGUCCCUGCAUCUCCUCCUCCCCCAUGCCCUUCCAACGCUACCUCGACCCCUACCCCCUCCCCGACCCCGACCCCAUCUUCAGCACCAAUGUCCACUUCCAGUUCCCCGCCGCCAUCUCCGGCGCACCCACCCUCGCCCCCGGCGGCGGCGCAGAGGUCCUCCCGCCCGGCUACCUCCCGCCCGCCGCGUCCGCCAGCCCCAUGACCGCCUCCUGGUGGUCCAACACCCCGUACGAUAGGUAUUCGCACGACUUCGCGUCCAAUGCCGCCCUCCCAAAGUACCACCAGCACGUCUACCACCACCCGCCCACGCACCCGCCCUCCUACCAGCCGCCCACUGCGCCCGACCACUCGGCCUACGCCCCCGCCCGCCUCGUCCAGACCCCCGUCUCGGCCACCCGCAGCCCCUACCCCGACCCCGCCCCGCUCCCCAUCGCCCUCCCGCCCUCCCACGGCCUCCCCGUCUACUCCGCCUCCGGCUUCGACUUUCUCUCCCUCCUCAGCCGCGUCGCCAACCGCCUCAACCCCAAGAUCCACCUCGGUCCCGUCGACAUGUCCUGCUCCUUCGUCGUCGUCGACGCCCGCCGCUUCGACUACCCGCUCGUCUACGCCUCGCCCUCUUUCUGCAACCUCACAGGCUACUCCGAGCACGACGUCCUCGGCCGCAACUGCCGCUUCCUCCAAGCACCGGACGGCAGAGUCCAGCGCGGCGAGCCCCGCCGCCACACCGCGCCCGAGGCCGCCCACGCACUCAAGCUCGCCUGCGCCAGCCACAAAGAGUACCAGACGAGCAUCAUCAACUAUCGCAAGGGCGGCCAGGCCUUCAUCAACCUCGUCUCCAUCAUCCCUGUCCCCGACGACCAGGACGAGAUCGCCUACUAUGUCGGCUUCCAGGUCGACCUCGCCGAACAGCCCAGCGCCAUCUUGCAAAAGCUCCGCGACGGCUCCUACAUGGUCGACUACUCGCGCAGGGCACCGUUCAGCCCUCCCCACGCCCCCGUGCAGCGCAACUGGCGGACUGCCUCCGCGGCCAUGUCUGGCGUGUCUCACGACCUGCUCACCCUCCUCUCCGAUGCCGACUUUCUGGGCACCUUGCCUUCCGCGCUGCCCGGGAGCUCCGGCAGCGGCGUGGUCCACUCAAGUGCAAGCGUGGCGCCGGUCACCACGGCAUCGUCCUCCGCGACCGAACAGCCAGUAGACCCAUACGACAGCAACAAGCCACUCAACCUACUCCUCCUCGCCGCCUCCCCCGACUUUGUCCACGUCGUGUCCCUCAAGGGCGUCUUCCUGUAUGUCUCGCCGUCCGUGCGCGACGUGCUCGGCUACGAGCCCUCCGAGCUCGUCGGCCGCUCCCUCGCAGAGUUCUGUCACCGCGCAGACGUCGUCCCGCUCACGCGCGAGCUCAAGGACAGCUCCGUCACCCCCGGCCCCGGCACUCCCGCCGCCGUCACCCUGCGCGCAGGCCGCAGGAAGGUAGACCUGCUCUUCCGGAUACGCACCAAGCGCGGCGACCUCGUUUGGCUCGAGUGCCGCGGGCGGCUGCACGCGGAGCCAGGCAAGGCCCGCAAGGCGAUCAUCCUUUCUGGCCGCGUCCGCAGCAUGCCGCAGCUCGAAUGGGGCCCUGUCGCGCGCGCGGGCGGUCUCGCGCCUGCCACGACAGUGGUCAAGCGCGACCCCGAGAGCGGCGAGGAGACGCGAGUGGAGGAGCAGCACGAGUUCUGGGGGCUCGUCAGCACGGGCGGGACGUGGCUCUUUGCCGCGCACGCGGUUGCGGACGUCCUCGGCUGGGGCGCGACAGAGGUCAUCGGGCGGAUGGUCAGCGAUUUCAUCGGCGGGGUUGCGCCGCCGGAGGCGCAGCGCGCGCUGGGGGAGGCCCUCGCGUUGGUGAGCGGACGCGCGGCGCAGGCUGGCGGGGAGCACAUGUUGCCGGAGUCGCGUGCGGUCAACUGCGACAUGAAGCGCAAGGAUGGGACGCAGAUCCUCGUCCGCGUCACUUUCUACCGCCCACCGGAUGAACGGGCGACGCACCAUCUCCCUCGCGGCUCGCCGCCACCACGCCCCGUCGUCUGCCAGGUGCGCCGCCUCGACGUCGACGCCCUCGCGACGAUGCCUGGCGCGCGCCUCAUCCAUUCCGGCGCAGAGAACGUGUUCGACGAGCUCAUCGCGCGGCGCGAGAGCAGCUGGCAGUACGAGCUGCAGCAGCUCAAGUUCGCGAACGAGCGGCUGCGAGAGGAGGUCGAGUCGCUCGAGAUGGCCGUUGACGGCGCGAUGCAGCAGCAGCGCAAGCGGCACCGGCAGGAGCACCAGCAGGCCGCCUCAAUGCCCGUGGCGGUCCCUUCGCAGGCGUCCACCUCUUACUCGCACUCGCACAUGACGAUGGCGCCCUUGCCGCAGCUGUCUGACAUGGGUCCGUCGUACGCCGGGCCCUCGUCCAUGGAUCAGCAGCAAGGAUGGCAUCCCUCAUAUUCUUACGAUACUGUCCGUCAACGGGUUCCAUCAUCACAGGUCGCGUCCUACACUAGGCUGCCUAUGAAACGGCGGUGGGAUGGCUCUGCGGACGACGAACCGACUUGAUUUUUACUGUACUUUCGCUUUCACGCAUGUUGUCGCACUUGCUUUCAUACUGCUAUCGCAUACACAAGAAAUGUUCGGAUUGUACUUUGCACGGGGAUAUGCAUGCAUGAACAAUGA
This is a messenger RNA of Rhodofomes roseus, 2754 nucleotides long. RefSeq lists its product as uncharacterized. The record is from RefSeq and is a predicted model, not a curated record. NCBI's taxonomy places the organism in Eukaryota, Fungi, Basidiomycota, Agaricomycetes, Polyporales, Fomitopsidaceae. Gene Ontology annotation, cellular component: nucleus. Gene Ontology annotation, molecular function: protein binding. Bases 88 to 2637 code for a protein of 849 amino acids. The transcript has 2 exons.